Messenger RNA from Eufriesea mexicana, 4871 nucleotides. RefSeq names its product actin-binding protein anillin. The record is from RefSeq and is a predicted model, not a curated record. The coding region runs from base 105 to 4871 and encodes 1588 amino acids. Lineage: Eukaryota; Metazoa; Arthropoda; Insecta; Hymenoptera; Apidae. Gene Ontology annotation, cellular component: centrosome; spindle. The transcript has 24 exons. Gene Ontology annotation, biological process: cortical cytoskeleton organization; regulation of dephosphorylation; T cell homeostasis.
UAGUAUAGUUUACAGCAAAAGUCAACUAGAAUGUAAUAAGGCACGUUAGUUUCGUAUUAUAACUAUAUCUAACCUUAGUUACGAGUCAUUCAAAACAAAACCAAAUGGAGCUAGAAACAAUACUGCGAAAAUGUGCAACAACGAAUAAAUCAGAAGUAAAAUCGGAAGAUAAUGAAAAAAGGGAGGAUGAAUAUUUUCAAAAAAUAUACGAACAGUGGAAGGGCGCCAAAGCUAAAGAUAAAGAUUUAACUUAUAAAGUGAUACCCAAAUUUUAUUUUAAGCUACCGAAAGAAGACGAAAUUUUACCACAAAAAUUACGCGAAGAAACACGAGCUUUAUUUUUACAAAGACGUUCACGACAAUUGCUAGAUAAUAACGAACUUAAGGCAUUAUGGGUAUUAUUAGAUAAACACCACAGUCCUCCUUUAUCAGGGGAAGAGCAAUUAAUCAAUUAUGAAGAUUUUAAGAAAGUAGGGAAAUUAGCUGGUGCAAAAUGUAGCCCAUAUUUCACAGCUGUUGUAUUUGCUAAAUUGCAACAAGGUGACCCUCAUGGUAGAAUUAGUAUAAUGGCAUUGUUUAAUUAUGUUAUGAGAAAGGUAUGGUUGCACCAAACAAGAAUUGGACUUUCUUUGUAUGAUGUUACUGGUCAAGGAUAUCUUAGAGAAUCAGAUUUAGAAAACUAUAUUCUAGAAUUAAUACCAACAUUACCUCAACUUGAAGGACUUGAGAAAUCAUUUCAUUCAUUUUAUGUUUGUACAGCUGUAAGAAAGUUUUUAUUUUUCCUUGAUCCACUUCGAACUGGCAGAGUUAGAAUUCAGGAUAUUUUAGCAUGUAGCUUCCUUGAUGAUCUCUUAGAAUUAAGGGAUGAGGAUCUACCUAAAGACUUACAGGAAGCAAAUUGGUUUUCAGCACCAUCAGCUCUUAAAGUUUAUGGGCAGUAUCUCAAUCUUGAUAGAGAUCAUAAUGGGAUGCUCAACAAAGAAGAACUUGCUGGAUAUGGUACAGGAACAUUAACUGGAGUAUUUUUGGAAAGAGUAUUUCAAGAAUGUUUAACAUAUGAGGGAGAAAUGGAUUAUAAAACAUAUUUAGACUUUGUUUUAGCGUUAGAAAAUCGACAUGAACCACAGAGUUUACAUUAUUUAUUUAGAAUUCUUGAUAUUAAUAAUCGUGGUUAUUUGGAUACAUUUUGUCUUAAUUAUUUUUUUCGCGCCAUACAAGAACAAAUGACAAUGCAUGGUCAAGAACCAGUGAGUUUUGAAGAUGUUAAAGACGAAAUAUUUGAUAUGGUAAAGCCAGCAGAUCCAUGUAAAAUUACAUUGCAAGAUUUAUUAUCCUGUGGACAAGGUGAUACAAUGGUAAGUAUCUUAAUAGAAUUUCAUGGCUUUUGGGCAUAUGAAAAUCGUGAAGCUAUGGCAGCUGAUACUGGCGACGAAUCAUCCCAUUCUCCACGAAAAUCUGUAUCUAAAAGUAUUAUUAAUGAAAAUAAUGAGCACAUAAAUAAAGAGAAUGGCAAGAUUGGACUCUGCAAUGUGAAGACAAAAUUACAAAGGCUUGGGAGGCUGUAUUCUGAUGACAGUAGCAGAGAGUUAAGUUCCCCAAUUCACAGAACAGAAGAAAAAUUUCAUGCAGAAGAAGAAGAAGAAGUCAUUGUACAAAAAACACCCAAAAGAGGAGCUAGGCUUGAUAGAUUAGCAGCUCUUGCUUCAACAAUUAAUAAUUGGGAAGAUGACCUUUCACAUCCAACUUUAGUAAAACCAGUAAGUAAUAAAGCAGAUAAAAUACAAGCAAAGUUAAAUCAACAAGUGAAAUGUGCUUCAGAGCCACAACCAAGCACAAGUGGUUAUAAUAAAGGAAGUAGAAAUAGUAAAGGUACUUAUUCUAAAAAAGAAGAAUCUUGUUCUACAAAGCAAUUGAAAUGGGACAAGACUAUAUUGGAAACACUAGAGGCUCAAGGUUUUAGUCGUACAGAAAGCGAUAGUCGCCUUGUAUAUGAUUAUAAGGCUUGUUCUCAGGAAAAAGAUGCGGAGUCUUCGAGUUCAUCGCCUAAACAUCUUCGGCAAAAUCAGGAAACCAUUAUGACACUCUAUGGACAAAAAAAUUAUAAAAAAGGAGAAGAUUCUACAAAACAUAAGUAUACCAAAAAUUCUAACACACCAGAAAAAACAUCAAGAAAUGCAACAUCCAGCACAAAUAGCACCCGAUUAACACCUAGAUAUGGUUUAAAUGGCUCUCCUAAAAGUCCUGCUCAAUCUAGCCCAGGUUCAGUAUUAAGCAAAGCUUCAUUAUUUGAAUCCAAAAAUACAGAAGCAAAGGUGAAAGAUCCUACUCAAAUGACACUUUCUGAGAGAAUGGCACUAUUUGAAAAGAAUAAAGGAGAAGCGCCAUUAUUACCUAAAGCACCUCUUACUAUGUCUAUACCACCAAAAAAAUUACAAGAAAAAGAUAAAACUAGUUCACCAACAACACAUUCAAAUAGUGGAGCAAAAGAACGACCUAAAGCUGAUAUCCCUAAUAAUGCUGUUAAUGUCCAACGAGAAAAGUUUGAGCAAGGCUUAAAUAUGCAAGAGUUAGAAAAUAAUAUUUUACGUAACACUUAUUUGGAACGACAACGCGAAUUAGAUAUGUUACGUUCUCGUUUCAAUAGAAAUAAGGAAAUGGCACAAGCAGCUGCUGGUUCGUAUAUUAGAACAAGUGAAAGUAGUGAAGGAAAACCAAAUUCACCAAAAAAUUCUCCAAUUUGUCCAGUAAAACCAACACCUGCACCUGAUCAAGGUGUUCCACCUCCUCCACCACUUCCACCACAGUCGCAUAUUUCUAACGAAAAAUUAAUUCCAAAUGAAAAUAAAAAUUCACCAAAUAAAAGACAAGUUGUAGGAAGUCCAAUGAAAACAACACAGCAGGUAAAAAUAGCGUCUGACAUUAAACGCAUUCGUGUUGCUCCACCGAAACCUGGACAUCUCUAUCCUAAUCUUUCUAAAAUUGAAAAUACGACAGAAACAGAAACCGAUACAGAAUAUACCGUUAAUAGCACAGAAGCAGAAACUGCUACUUUAGAUGAGAAAACUGACACAGAAACAGGGACAGAGGCUGAAUAUUAUGUUCAAGAUAAUGAAACUGAAACCGAAAGUGAAGAAGAAAAAGAAGAUAUGAAUAGUAGUCUUGGUAGAAGCAUUUUGCGUGUUGUAAAUGAACAAAGUUUUUUGAAUAAGAAGAGAUCAAUUGAUCCUGAUCCAGAUAGCACAACUUCCGAUAUUUCAGUAUUAGAUGAGAUGGAUGAAUAUUUAGAUGAGUGUCUUGCCUUACAAGAAACACACACUGGAAAUGCUUAUGUAGAAGAAGGACCAACUCCUCCGAAAUUAAACAAAGGUGGUAAAAGUCCAUCAACAGCUUCAACAAGUUUUAAAUAUAGCGAUGUCUCAUCGUAUCGUUCACCUAUAAAAAAAGUUACUUCAGCAUCUCCUAAAAAAGGCGAGCCUUACAUCGUAGAUGGUGAAAAUUGUGUACCAUUAAUGCAUAGUAUUAGCUUUUAUAGACGUCAGCAAUCUCAAACGCCAAAAACACCAGUACGUAUAAUAUCCAGAGCACAAGAAUCGACUGAUAUUAUUCCUGAUACAACGCAAAUUGACGUUAAGGAGGAAGCAAUUUUAGUACAAGAAAAAGUGAAACGUUUAUUAGAUGAAGUAUGCAAACAGCAAACGAUUAUUGGUCAAGCUAGUCAGGCACUAAAUUUGUGUACUUCUACAGUAGAAUUCAAUGGUUCCAGAGAACAAGUUGAAGGAGAAAGAUUGCUGCUCGUUGCUACUCAUAGACGACAAGCCGCAUUAAACGAAGUUCAACGAUUAAAAGUCGAAGGUACUUUAAAACCUGUUAGUCCUGGAUCACCAGAAGUACAAGAAAGUGGUUCUUUGACUGUUUCGGCUAUUACUUUACCUCUUAAAAGAGAUUACUUUCGUAAUAUGGGUACAAGCACAUGCCUUCAUUUUGUUUGUUUGAUGCGACAUUUGGAAGAAAUAGUUGUUACUCCGAUAGUUGUAGCAGAACCUGGUGACUCAUGCCUACGAUUUCCAUCAACAUUAAAAUUAAACGAUUUAUAUAAUGAUUUCAAAAUUACUAUUGAGAUAUACUCAUUGCAAACACAACCUGAAAUCUUGCCACAUGAAAUUAAGUAUCAUAUUAAUAAUGGUAAUGGUUGUAGUAAUAGUAGCAAUAAUUGUAAUAAAAAAUUAGUAAACAAAACUCCAAAAAAAUUUUUGAAACAAGAAAGUCGGCUAGUAAUGCCUAAUGUGCAAAGUCCAGCUGGACCAUCUGCUGUUAGAUCUCCAUCUUUUCAACUGUCUGGCUACGUUAUAUUCAGUUUGAAAGAAAUACAUCGCCAACAAUUCACGCUGAAUAAGGUACCACCACAAUCUCCGUUAGAAGGCCGAUUACAAAUGCAUGUUUCGUGUGAACUGUCGGUAGCGGUAGAACAUAGAGGAUUUCUUACAAUGUUUGAGGAUGUAUCUGGAUUCGGUGCUUGGCAUCGCAGAUGGUGUUUGCUUAAAGGUUCUACUUUAUCGUACUGGAAAUAUCCCGAUGAUGAGCGAAAAAAGGCUCCCAUUGGGAGCUUAGAUUUACAAAAUGUUAGUACAACAAAUGUAGGAUUAGUUUCUCGAGAUAUUUGUGCCCGCCCUAAUACUUUUUUACUCGAAACAACUAGAGCUGCGGAACCUGAAGAUACUGAAAGUUUAAUUAUGGUUAGAAAUGGAAAUACGACAAUAAUUAGGCACCUUUUAUCAGCCGACACAAAAGAAGAUAGAUUGGAGUGGUGUUCGAAAAUUAAUAAAACAUUGAAUUUGAUACAUGCUUGGGGUGGGCCAUUAGCAUUUUCGUAA